Gadus chalcogrammus (walleye pollock) is the source of this 2961-nucleotide messenger RNA. It is a transcript of the gene zbtb25, whose product is annotated as zinc finger and BTB domain containing 25. Gene Ontology annotation, cellular component: nucleus. The transcript has 3 exons. Gene Ontology annotation, biological process: regulation of transcription by RNA polymerase II. Gene Ontology annotation, molecular function: protein binding; DNA-binding transcription factor activity, RNA polymerase II-specific; RNA polymerase II cis-regulatory region sequence-specific DNA binding. The record is from RefSeq and is a predicted model, not a curated record. Bases 328 to 1698 code for a protein of 456 amino acids. Lineage: Eukaryota; Metazoa; Chordata; Actinopteri; Gadiformes; Gadidae.
CUCGCGAGAUCCUGCGAGAGUAUCUCUGCAGCAACAAAUAGACUGCUAAAUAUAAAGAUUUAUUUGGACUAUCGUUGGGAAGACGCAGCUUUAUGAAGAUUAAUAACCAUGCUUUCUGCAAUGGUGUCGUAAUCCGUGAAUCGUGUGUCUAGAAUAGGUGUUUUCCAGGAUGCUGUUCAGACAUGCAUCUCGCCUCAUUCAGAUGGAACAAUUUAUUCCUUCGGAACCAAACACUUGAGCCCCGGAGGACACAGACGGAGAAAUCGAUUAUUUGGACGCGCGUGUUGGCGCAGGAAGCUAGGUCUCGUCUGUUAAAAACGGUGCACCAUGGACGUGUCCAACCACAGCUUCUUCCUGCUGCAGCAGCUGAACGUGCAGCGGGAGUUCGGCUUCCUGUGUGACUGCACAGUUGCCAUCGGUAACGUGUUCUUCAAGGCCCACCGAGCCGUGCUGGCGUCCUUCUCCAACUACUUCAAGAUGAUCUUCAUACACCAGUCCAGCGAGUGCAUCAAGAUCCAGCCCAGCGACAUCCAGCCCGACGUCUUCAGCUACCUGCUGCACAUCAUGUACACGGGGCUGUGCCCCAAGCAGACGGUGGACCGGGCGCGCCUCCACCACGGCAUCAAGUUCCUCCACGCCUACCAGCUCUGCCUCAAGGCCGGCGAGGGCGUGGUCGAGGGCGAGGGCGAGGCCGGCGACGCCCUGCGCAUGUCCAACCUCUACGGCAUCCAGAUCUCCUCCCAGCUGGGCGGGAAGGACGGCGCGGCAGGGCCCAAGGCCGGGGGUGGCGGCGCCGGCGGGUCCAGAGGGGGUGCGGGCGGGGUUCCGGCCGGUCUGUCCCUGGCGGCGGAGGGGGUGCCCACCUCCUCCUCCUCCUCGCUCCACCAGACGUCCUCCGGCACUGGCGCGCUCCACGCCGUGUCCUCGGUGGCGUCCGGCGGGGACGACUCGGACAUCAUGACGCACAUCAAGCAGGAGGAGCAGGAGGAGGCGCGGGAGGAGGAGGAGGAGGAGGAGGAGGCGCGGGGCCUGCUGAUGAAGGCCAGCCCGCUGGAGCUGCUGUGCCCACGCUGCGGGGAGCACUGCUCGUCCCCGGGGGGCCUGCGGGACCACCUGUUCAGGGCCUGCAGCCUGGCGGGGGUGGGGCCGGAGGAGGGGAUCCUGGAGGAGGAGAGCAGGGGCUCCCAGGGGCCGAUGGACGCAGGGUGCCUGGAGGAGGCGCUGAGGCAGAGCCAGGCGUUGGCCAAUCAGCUGGCGGCAGAGCUGCGACGGAGCAGAGGAGGAGGAGGAGGGGGUAGCAGCCCUCCGCCCGCGCUGCCCCCCUCCUCCUCCUCCUCCUCCUCCGCCGCCCUCAUGAUACAGUCCAGGAAGCGCAAGAUGGCGUGCGCCGUGUGCAGCGUGCGCUUCUCCCACAAGAGCGCGCUGCAGGAGCACAUGUACACGCACACGGGCAAGCCCUCGCGCCUGCACCGCUACAACCGCCUCUGCAACCAGAUCCUGCAGGCGGCCGGCCACUUCUGCCACGCCCCUGACGGAGGGCCGGGAGGGGGAGGGGUUGGGGGCGGGGCUUCGGAUGGGGGGGUGGCCGCGGUGAUGUCAGAGGACGUGACUCGGGACGUCCAGGACAACGGGAGUUCGUGCUACUCGCUGGACUCCGAAGUCUCCCAGGAGAGUGUGGACGUGGUGCCGGUGGAAUGACACUGGGCACUACCGCCCCCUACUGGUCGUUUGUCAGACGCUGUCACCGCGAAAUAUCAAUCACAAGAACGAUCACACGAUACAAUCAAUAGCCUACUGGAGAAGCUACAAACAACAGUUAUAGUGCUGCAUAACCUAGUUGUAAAAACAACAACUGGAGAGUGCAGGAAAGCUAUAGGAACAAAAAAAUACACAAACAAAAGUAAAUAUUUAAUUUGACUUCCCCAUAGGUACUGGGUUGAUUCCGCAAAUAUGCUUUAGCUAGAUGAUCCCCAUGACAUAUCUAUGUCUUUAGUGACCUGUAUCUGAAUUCACUUGAACUCCUUUUGGACGAAAGUGUCUGCCGCUAAGUGACUAACUGGUGAAUACUAGCACUACUGCCCCCUGCUGGAGACGGGACGCACAGCAGCUUUUGUGCCAGCUGAGGAUUGGUUUCUUGGAAACAGAAUACAUAUUGGAUAUACCUGUGUUGUUACUGAACAGUUUGCGUCAGAGUUCUGUCUCUCUGAUUGGGUGAGGUGUCAGUGUGUAUUGUUCUUAUCUGUUCACCAGCAUUGAUCUUUAUCUGUUUUUUAGGAAUGUGAAAUUAUUUAUGUGUAAAAAACAUUAUGGUCUUCUGCCAAUAGUUGGAAACCAGAAUAAAUUUGUCCAGGAACGACUGUUGGCCAAUAUUGGAUUGCUCUUUAUCUAUUUGUUUUUUGAUUUAGUUCUGCUUUAUUAAAAAAAUUCAAUCAUAAAGCAACAAAAUAAUGGAAAGAAUUCAAGAACCUUCCCUAAGCCCCGUUAGACUAGAAGUAUGCCUAAAGUUGAGACUAAAGUUAUUCUCUAAGGAUGAAAGAUAACCCUAAACCUGCUGCAAUCUUGGAUCCGAAUCAGUUGAGUCUAGAACCAGACAAUCAGUGUAAAUACUCUUGAGGUCCAAACCUCUCAAUCUCUGUACACAAUGAGCUGACUAAUGAGUUCAUUCCUACCUUUAAUUUAUUUCAUCUCUACGGUCACACCUCACAUUGCUCGUGGCUCAAUGACAUUAUGUGGAAUCCGAUUGAAUGUUCUCGUACCUUUACUGUGUUAGAUUCACAUCCUCAACGGGGCGUUUGAAUAUGUGUCGUGUGAUUUUUGGGAUAAUAUUGUGAGUGGGAUGUUAGUUAAAGAGAUUCGAGUUUCCUUCCUUUUGUCUAUUUUUUUGUCUUUUUGUAAAUAAAUGUCAUUUUUAUCCACAAAAAAGCUUCAGCCUCUUUUGAUUAGAUGAAAAACGAAGGGUUG